This is a messenger RNA of Manduca sexta (tobacco hornworm), 3464 nucleotides long. RefSeq names its product cyclin-dependent kinase 9 (gene Cdk9). NCBI's taxonomy places the organism in Eukaryota, Metazoa, Arthropoda, Insecta, Lepidoptera, Sphingidae. Gene Ontology annotation, biological process: protein phosphorylation. The record is from RefSeq and is a predicted model, not a curated record. Gene Ontology annotation, molecular function: ATP binding; cyclin-dependent protein serine/threonine kinase activity. The transcript has 5 exons. Gene Ontology annotation, cellular component: nucleus. The coding region runs from base 175 to 1383 and encodes 402 amino acids.
UUUUGAGGUUUGAAUUUUGACAAAUGACAAGCGAUCCACGAAUCAUCAAACGCUGUGGAAAGUGUAUUGUUUGUAAUAAUUAAUUUAUUGAAAAUAUAUAUUUCCUAUGUCGAAAAGACAGACUGUUUUAUUUUAAAACACGGUAUAUAAAAAACUACCAAAAUUGCUUCCAAAAUGCAAGGCGUGAGUGCUCCUCGUGAGCCCACGCAACAAGUAAUUAGCACAACUUCUACUAUUCUCAAUAUGAGGGAAAAAGAAAAAUAUAUAGAAGACUUCGAUUUUCCUUUUUGCGAUGAAUCUUCUAAAUACGAAAAAGUCGCGAAAAUCGGCCAGGGAACCUUCGGCGAAGUAUUUAAAGCGCGCGCAAGAAACAGUAGCAAAAAAUUCGUAGCCAUGAAGAAAGUGCUGAUGGACAACGAAAAAGAAGGUUUCCCAAUCACAGCGCUGAGAGAAAUUAAAAUUCUACAACUUUUGAAACACGAAAACGUCGUAAACCUAAUAGAAAUAUGCAGAACCAAAGCAACAUUGCAUAACAAGUACAGAUCUACAUUUUACCUUGUCUUUGAUUUUUGCGAACAUGACCUGGCAGGCUUACUGUCUAAUGUUAAUGUGAAAUUUAGUCUUGGUGAGAUAAAAAAGGUCAUGCAGCAGUUAUUAAAUGGUCUCUAUUACAUACACAGCAAUAAAAUACUUCAUAGAGAUAUGAAAGCUGCAAAUGUUUUGAUUACAAAAAAUGGUAUACUCAAACUUGCUGACUUCGGUUUGGCUCGCGCCUUCAGCGUUGCCAAGUCUGGUCAGGCAAACAAAUAUACUAACAGGGUGGUUACUCUUUGGUACAGGCCUCCAGAACUACUUCUAGGUGAUCGCAACUAUGGACCACCUGUAGACAUGUGGGGCGCAGGCUGCAUCAUGGCCGAGAUGUGGACACGGUCACCAAUCAUGCAGGGUCCCACAGAACAGCAGCAGUUGAUCCUAAUAUCACAGCUGUGUGGCUCGUGUACCCCAGAUGUCUGGCCCGGUGUCGAAAACCUUGACCUCUACAACAAGAUGGAAUUACCCAAGGGCCAAAAGAGGAAAGUUAAGGAACGUCUAAAGCCUUAUGUGAAGGAUCCUUAUGGUUGUGAUUUGUUAGACAAGUUACUUCAACUGGAUCCGGCUAAGAGGUAUGACGCCGAUACGGCACUGAACCAUGACUUCUUCUGGACUGAUCCGAUGCCGUGCGACCUCGCCAACAUGUUGGCCCAGCACACGCAGAGCAUGUUCGAGUACCUGGCGCCACCGCGGCGGCCGGGCCACCUGCGGCAUCACCACCACGUGGCGGGCGCCCAAGCCAAGCCCACCCAGCCCGUGCAGGACUCCGGCUAUCAGGACCGCGUGUUCUAACACCGACAGGCUCGUGUUAAAUAUAAGAUGUUGCCGAGCUCGUCUGCAGAGUAUAGGCACCUUUAGUUUAUAAGAUAGCGAGUUUUGUGAGACAUGUUCAGGACUGUAUACUCUAUGACAAUUUGAUUUCAUAUUUUUUUAUGCACGAUAUAUUAUGUCAUGCAAUUAAAUAUUAUCAGGAUUCAUGUCUUUACUUUGAUAGGGUUUUUGCAAAGGACUUUAUUAGCAACUUAUUUGUGAUUCAAUUUCGAACCUCAUGGAAUUACAUUUGUCAUAGACAUUUACUGUACUGAACAACUUAUUUUUUUAUAUAUGUAUAAUUUUGUGACAAAGACCAUUGUCUAGUUCGCCUGGUGUUAUGUGGUUAAGAAUCACACCAGUAGCCACAUUUGCGAAACUUCAUAAUAUCGAAUAAUAACAAUGAUGAUAGUGUAUGGCACUAUAUGGUACACCCGAGAAGAACCUUAAAGUUUUAACAUCACUCUAUGUUCGUUAUGUGAUUGUGAUAGUAACAAUUUAAACACAUCGCCGACGCAGUUCCAACUCAAAUAUUAUACGCAGAAAACACGAUGCAAUCAGUGACAGUACCCAGUAGGGUACUUAUACGUAAUAAAACCGCGCGUCAUUGGUGCGACCCUUGCUAAAAUUGCUAUUAUUUUGUACAAGACAUUAAUACAUAAGUGAAAAGUGUUGUAAAUUCGUCACUAUUCAAAACAAACACGAUAUAUCAGGCGACAGACAGAGCUAAUACUAAUUCUGAGCGGGUGUAUUCGAAUUAGUCGUGACUCGUGAAGUCCCGUGAUUAGAGCACGGCUACUUUGAAUCCAUCCUUCAUCGACGCUCUUUGUUAUGCAUUUUUAUAUUUUUUAAUCAUAAAUUUGUAAAAUAAGGUUGUGUAAACUAUGUCGUAACUAUUUCUUACAACACCUAUUACAUAAAAUAAAUAUAACCUAGUUCGCAUAAAGAAAAACAUAAAAAAAUAUGUCUACUUGAUAGUUAGGUUUAGUAUUAUUGUCUGACAGACUUAUUUAAAAAUUAUUGAACUACUGGACAUAACAUCUCAUGGCACAGGAUGGCGAGCGCAGUAGAAUACCAAACAAUACUUUGUCAUUCACUGUGGUUGGAUGGUGUCUCUACUGUUUUCGCGUAUUGUCAUUCAAAGCAAUAACGAAAAAAAAAUGAAUAUUAUUAAUACGGUAUAUGCCUAAGUUUCAAAAUUUGGUUUUAAAGUUUUCUAAAUGUGUAAAAAUUUUAAUAUUAACGUCUGUUAAAAAUAACAUUACUUUUUAUUAAUAUGGUGAUUAUUGCAAUAUUAGAAGUAUUGUGGAAGAUCAAGCGCGUAGCCAGCCAGUGGGACAUAUUUCAAGAGAAUAAUCAUUGUUAUAUCUAUCAGUUCCUAUUCUAAACUAUUUGUCAAUUUUAUUUUCUUCCUUUUUGUGGCUACACCCUUGUUCUACAAAAGUAUAAGUAUAUGGUUUAUCCCGAGCUAUGAUUUUGUAAAUAGAGUUUUGUCGUUCAUUCAAUGCUCAUUAAUAACCGGGGUGUGAGAUAUGACGCCAGUCUCCAUUUCAUUAUCUAGCAAAGUCGCGCCUUUCAGGGUUACCAUAUUUGUGGACUUGUGGGGUAUAACGUGUUGCGCGACAAAUAUUGCCUAACGAGACUAACGCCUAUAUUCACAAAUGUUGCUUCUAAGGCCAGAGCAUAACAUUGUUAGUCUGUUUCUCAAUGCUAUCGGCGUGGUAGCAUUCGCAGUGUGUAAGCAUAAUAGAGAAAGAGGCGCUGCGAUUGGUUAAUAUUGAAAUAAAUUUUUUUUUCAUACGUAUGUCAGAUAAACAAGUCUGAACAAAGCUAAAGAAAACUAUGAUAUUGCGAUCGGGCGUACUGUAAAUUCUCAUUAUAUUGUUUGUGAAUAUGGGUCAAGUCUCGGCAACAUCGCAUUCCAAUAUUUAUUCAGAUCAUAAAUUGAGAAGCUUUUAGAAUGUUACUACAAACAGGGAUAUUUUAUGUUAUGGACUGGGAUAGGGAUACUUUUAGAAAGAAGUAUGACUGAAAAAUAUAUUAGUCUUUUGUAAAUACUCAAA